Darwinula stevensoni is the source of this 2893-nucleotide messenger RNA. The record is from the annotation of a GenBank genome assembly. NCBI's taxonomy places the organism in Eukaryota, Metazoa, Arthropoda, Ostracoda, Podocopida, Darwinulidae.
GCACAUAAUGAGUAUGCUUACAGACUUAAGGCAGUUGAAUGCUAUUCUAGUUUGGCAUACCAUUAGGCAAAGUAAUUCAUAUUGAAAUUAUUGGUUGACUCAUUGCAUUGAUGCUUGACCCAGAAGUCAUGAGAUGAAAGUUUUGGGAAUAGAAGAGAAUGCCAUUCCAAUACCAUUUGGAUCCAGGGGAGAGGAGGACUCUUACAAAAACCCUCAACUGGAUUCCCAUCUUGUGUUGGGUGUCAUGUGCCUUAUUUGCUUGGAGCUGUCAACAAGUUUAUGGACAUCAGGAGCUCCCAGAUCAUCUGAGUGAUGGCUCACUCAAUGAUUUGGAAGACCGCUCUUCAUCAUGUCCAGCUGGUUGUCACUGUGAUGAUAACUUGUUUAAGGUUGACUGUGAGGGAGCAGGCUUGGAAGUCGUGCCCAACAUGCUCCAUCCCGAGAUCCGUCACCUGAAUCUGCGUAACAACAAAAUCAAGCAGAUCCCAGAUGUAUUUGGUGCAUAUAAGUCCUUGGAAACAUUGAUCCUGGCCAAGAAUCAAAUUUCAGCCGUGUCUGCCUCCAUCUUUCAGAGCCUCAUACGACUUGGAACAUUAGAUCUCUCUGACAACAACAUUGCUAGUAUUGAGGAAGAUGCCUUUCGUGGCUUAGCAAAGCUGUCUACACUGAACCUUUCCUUCAACCGGUUGGACAACCUCCCUGUUGACCUGUUCUCCCGUGUUCCAUCUCUGGUGACGCUGGAACUGGAGGGGAAUCAGCUAAGAACCCUCAGUGAGCACUUUCAGAACAUAUCCAACUUAAGGAGCCUGAACCUAGCACGGAAUCACCUCGAUGGCCGCAGCCUUAUGGUACUGACAGGAACACCACGCCUUCUCAAGCUCUGCCUUGCCCACAACAAGCUGGGGGGCUUCUCCUCUGAGAGGCUGCUCUUUCAGGGACUGGAGGAGCUGGAUCUCAGUGAUUGUUCGCUGAGUCGUCUGGACCUCAAGGUCUUCCAAGGUAUGAAGAACCUUAAGAAGCUGAGCCUGUCAGGGAAUUCCCUGAAGACAGUGCCAAGUGGAACAUUUAAACCUCUGGAGAACCUGGUGGAACUACACUUGGAUGAAACUCCCCUUACGGAAAUUAAAGGGGAGGCAUUUGCCCCACUGAAACGCCUGGAGGUGCUGGACCUGGCCAAGUGCAGGGAACUCAAACACAUUCACCCCCACGCACUCCUCGGCCUUCUCAAUCUCCGUAUGCUCAACCUCACCUUCACGCAUGAUCUCAAGGUGUUGGAAGAUGAGAGCCUCACUGGAGCAUUGACUCUGCGGGAGCUACAUCUCCGGGGUUCAGGAUUGACACACCUGGGCCGUCAUGCAGUUGCCUGGCGUGACCUCCAUGUCCUUGACCUGCAUGGUUGCCCCCUGAAUUGUGACUGUGACAUCCUCUGGCUCCAGAGACUCCCUCUGCAUCACAAUGCAUCCUGUCACACCCCAGCAAAGUUUCAUGACACCCUCGUGUCUGACCUAAAACUCCAGGGAUGUGUGGAGGAACCAUCACCCAGUUCCAAUCUGGCCUUGAUUCUGGGCCUGAUUGCUGGGAUUGGGUCUGCUGUGGCAGGGAUUGUGGCCAUCAUCGUGUGGCUUCUCCGCCGCCGGCGCCUUGAGAAGAGGCCACCUCCUACUGGUGCUAGCAAUCGAGGCUCAGUGGUGAGUGAUCGCUAUUCUGCCAUUAUGUAUCAUCCAACUCAGUUCAGCAAUGGGGGGAGGACAUUGUACAUCCCUCCUUCUUCAGAUCCUUCCAAACCGGUGCCCAUCACCGAAUUGUGAUACAAUGCCACUUCCUGUCACUUCCAUUACCUGUUACUAGUCCGCUCAAUAGGCCCAAAGCCUAAGCAUUUCAGUAUUUCCUUGUACUGCCUUCUUGUCUGAAGUGAUAUGCAUUAACACUUCUGUCUUCAUUCUUCUGCUCAAGACUGCUCCAGUCGUGCCAAUUCAAAAGAAGCAGCUGACUUAGAUUUGUAAUGUAACCUGCAUGUUUGCAUGAGCUUUGAUUUGGGGAUCUCUGUUAGUUUUUUUUAAGUUUUUUAUUGUCAUGAAAGACCAAAUUCAAGGAUAAAGGCCUGGAUUGUUCAAUGAAAAAAAAAAGACUAUCCUGGCAGCUUGUGAUGACCUGCAAAAUGUGUGCCAAUUUGCCAGUUUGAUCUUAGAUGAUACUUCAGGGAGAGUUGAGAGGCUUGCAUUCCAAUGUUCCAUAUGGUGAACAUCCUUUUUUGAGAAUGUUGUUGACUGCUUUUUUUUCCUAUAGCUUGGGAACUCAUUGCAUCAUUUUUGUUUUCCAGUAUAAUCUGCUCUUCAUGCAUCAGAUUAGUCUCAAGAUGCCUGGUUAUUAUACAGUUGCUUCAUCGUGUUCUAAUGGGACUCUAUGAAUUCCCAGGAUUAUUUCCACCAAGUUUUAUUUUUAAUUUUUAACUAAGGUUGCAUCAUAGAACUUGUUUUCUUUUGAUAUUCUUUUUGAACUUGUAUCCAUUUACAAGGAGGUUCCUUCGAUCAUCUCCUUCCUCUUUCAAGCAAUUUAUGAUAGGUAUGCAUGAAAUCCUUGAAAGGAUUCAGUACACCCUUUUGUUGGUUUGUCUCCUCUAUUUGGAUUUCUCAUCAUGUGAUCACAUUGCCAAAAAUGUCACUAUACAAUGCUUGACUCCGCCCUCAUGAGACAUUUCUUUCAGUGUUUUGUAAUAUUGAGAUAUAUUUUUGUGGUCCCAUGAACUGAUGUCUGUUUUGUCCUCUGGAGAUGAUUUCCUACAAAUUUGCAGAAGAAAGGCAAACUUACAGCCCAUCCCUUUUGUUGUCACUCUCAAAAAUUAUACAUAUGAGACCUGCCAGACCUGCAUUCUUUUGACUUAUUUCCUUUCAAG